AGACUACAAAAUGCUGUAUCCUAUAGAACUCAGCUAGGAGAAAAGACACGUAGAAAGCCUUCAUCGGUAGAGCAGAAAGAACGGAAAGAAAAACGAGCAAAAAGAAGGAGAAGAAGGAGAAGAAGGAGAAGAGGAAGAAGAAAUGUCGUCUGCUUCUCUCUUAUCAACUGUGAAAACUACUCCUUCACUCUUCUCCAUCAGCAUCAAGAGCUCAUACCUCCGUCCUCGAGCUCUGGCUAUACCUCCACGUUCUGGUUCUCUUGUUUCUGGGGCAUCGCUUAGCUACAGCUACAAUCCGUUAAGGUCUUUGAUUGAGCACAAUGGAAGGAUAGUGAAGACAAGGAGAACCAGAGGAUCCCGUGCCGUCUGCUAUGCUGCUCCUCUCACUGCUCGCAAUCUCCAGUGGAUCUCGACUGUUUCUUCUGUGGUUUUAAUACUGGCUAAAGGCACUGGCGUGCCGAAGUCAUUCAUUGUUCCAUUAUUUGCCUUGCAAGCUCCUGCAAGUAUCGUUGCUUGGAUGCAGGGUAGAUAUGGUCUAUGGUCUGCAUUCCUAGCACUCCUGGUUCGUCUCUUCUUUCAUAUACCUGGUGAACUUGAGUUGCCAUUUAUAGCAUUGCUCUUGGUGAUCGUCGCUCCAUAUGAAGUUAUGAAAUUAAGGGGAACAACAGAAGGGGCUAUCAUUUCAUUGUUGAUUGCGGGUUAUUUGGCUUUCCAGCAUUUCUCAAGAGCAAGCUUGCAGAAAGCAUUUGACCAAGGUUCAAUUGUGGCCACCUUAGCUGUCAUCUGUAUCACUGUUUCUUCCUUGUUGCUUCUGAUCUGAAAUGAUUGUAAAAUAAUAAAUUCUGGUGAAUUGUAAUAGAAAUAUAUCUGAGUGGCAUAGCUGUAGAAAAAAGUGAAUAAAUGCCCAAUGUUGUUCUUUAUAAUGUAAUAGUUUUUACUAGUAUUGGACUCUAUAAAUGACUACAAAGCCACAUGUAUUUUCAUUACUCUUCAAUAUUUAAUGUUAAUCUGACUUGUUUAA
Molecule: messenger RNA, 1021 nt
Organism: Neltuma alba
Lineage: Eukaryota; Viridiplantae; Streptophyta; Magnoliopsida; Fabales; Fabaceae
Product: cold-regulated 413 inner membrane protein 1, chloroplastic
Exons: 6
Coding region: 143-820 (225 amino acids)
Cellular component (GO): membrane
Source: RefSeq, a predicted model, not a curated record